GUGAUUUUUUUAAAGGAGUUGGCAGGAAGCGGGGCUGGCUCCUUCAUUCGCAGGCUAGGCUCACCCUGAGCAGGAGCGGCCGGAGCCCGCCGGGGGCUGCCGGGCGGACAUCCCCAUUGUUACCGGUGCUGGGCGGACUCCCCCCGGGGCGAGCGGACAGAAGCGGGGCGCCGGGAGAGCGGCAGCCGCACACACCGACAUGGGCGCGGGCAGCUCGGCGGAGCAGCGGAGUCCGCAGGACGCGCCCACUGCAGCAGCGGAGUCCGAGCCUGCCAGUCCGGAGGCGGCGGCGGCGGCGCCGCUUGAGCAGCCCGAGGACCCCGCCAAGCUUUUACAGAAGAAUGGACAGAUAUCCAACAUUAAUGGUAUAGCAGAAGAGCAAGUGGAGCUAAACCUCCAGCCAGGGGAGCUGAAUGAACAGCAGACAGAAACAUUUGUAACAGAUGUUGGACAAAGAGAACCUGCGAAUGUGACUGUAAAAGAAGAGCUAGCUGAAAAUAUGGAAGCCAUGCCACCAGAAUCAACCGAUAAGGAUCAUGUGGAAGACGGACAGAAGGAUGUUCAAGAAGCUAAUGAACAGCUGCCAUCAGAAGAAGAAAAAGUAGAAGAGCUAGAACAGCCCAGUGAAUCUCAGUCUAAUGAUGUUGGAUUUAAAAAGGUUUUUAAAUUUGUUGGUUUCAAGUUUACUGUUAAAAAAGAUAAGACUGAAAAGUCUGAACCUGUUCAGCUACUGACUGUAAAAAAAGAGGAAGCAGAAGUGGCAGCAAAUGGAGCUGGAGAUCAUAAAGAAGUCAAGCUGGAAAUGGUGGAGGAAGCAACAGAAAGUGAAGUGACCCAUCCUGCAGAAAAGAUUGAAGAAGAACCAAAGAGUGAGGAAAGGAAAGAUGAAUCUCUUCCUGAAAAGGUAGCAGAAAGCCCAAGUGAGGAAGCUGAAGGAAACGAAGAGGCAGAAGGAAAAAAAGAACCUAGCAAGUCACCGGAGUCUCCAACAAAUGGAUUAGUUAAUGAAACUGCAUCACCACUAAGAAAAUUCUUUACUCAGGGUUGGGCUGGGUUUAGGAAAAAGACAAGUUUUAGGAAGCCUAAAGAAGAUGAGCAGCAGACUCCUGAGAAAGAAAAGGAAGAGCGAGAAAGGGAAGUGGCAGAGAUCCCAGUAGAAGCACAUGAGAAGGAGAAAACUGAGAAAGAAAAGGAAGAGCAAGAAAGGGAAGUGGCAGAGAUCCAAGUAGAAGCAAGUUUGAAGGAGGAAGUUAUUAUUCCUUCUGAACAGCCACUUCCACAAGAGACCGUUGAAAGUGUAAACAAGGAAUCUGAAGUGUCCUUUGAAGAAAAAGUAGACCUAUCCCCUGAAGAAAAACCAAAACCAGUGAAAGAAUGUAAAAUAUCCUUAGAAGCAAAACCUGAAAUACACUUUGAAGAGAAAUCUGAACAACCAGCUCCCACGACCAUGGAAAUAUUUGGUGAAAAAUUAGAAAAACCUCAAGGCAAAUCUAAAGAAGAACCUGAACCUGUAGCUCCAAUGACAACAGAAGUGUUUGAUGAAAACACUGAGAAACCUGAACCAAAAGCUCCACUGGCAACUGAAAUCUUUGAUGAAAAGUUAGAGACAGAGGAAGAAGUUCAUGUUAGCACUACAGUGGCGAAAGAGGUUAAAACAAAUGAGAUAGAACAAAUGCUCUCCUCAGCUUCUGAACAAUCAGUUGAAGGAGAUGGUGAGCUACAAAGAAUUCAACCCACUGAGGAACAACUAAAGGCCAAAGAAACAGUAUGCAUAGUAGUAGAUGACCACAUCAAGCAAACAGAAUCAAGCCCUGAAGAUGCAGCAGCAUGUAAGCCUCCAGAAGGCAUCACGACUGAGGUUGAACUGUUGUCAUCACAAGAGCGAGCCAAAGUGCAAGGCAGCCCCUUAAAGAAACUUUUUACAGGAACUGGCUUAAAGAAGCUUUCUGGAAAGAAGCAUAAAGGAAAGAGAGAAGAAACUAAGCCAGGGGAACAAGUAGAACAAAUUCAACAUUUAGCUGAUUCCCCAGAAAGUCCAGAAGAACAGAAGGCAGAGAGCUCUGCCUCUUCACCUGAAGAAUCAACAGAGCCUCCUUCUGUGGAGAAAGCCAUAGAUGCAACACGGGUCACUGAAACCGAAGAAGGAGUAAUUUCAGAUGUAGAGAGGAAAAGAGAGUGUGUAACUCCUUGGGCAUCAUUUAAAAAGAUGGUGACUCCCAAGAAACGUGUCAGAAGGCCUUCUGAAAGUGACAAAGAAGAGGAAAUUGAUAAGGCAAAGAGUGCUACCUUGUCUUCUACUGAAAGUGCAGUCUCUGAAACUCAGGAAGAAACUAAAGUAAAUGGUGAGGAGCAGAAGCUAGAAAAAAGCACAGAAGAGCCAAAACGAAAGGUUGAUACUUCUGUAUCAUGGGAAGCCUUAAUUUGUGUAGGUUCCUCUAAGAAAAGAGCUAGGAAAUCCUCCUCUUCUGAUGAGGAAGUAGGACAGAGGCUUGCUCAAGAAGGCCAAAAAAUAGAUGAAGUUGGCCAAAGCAAAGAAACUGCACCAGACACGAUCCUAACUAGUUCCCAAGAAAGUGAUCAAGGACAAGGAAGUUCCUCACCAGAACAAGCUGGAAGUCCAUCUGAAGGAGAGGGUGUUUCAACCUGGGAAUCAUUUAAAAGAUUAGUCACUCCAAGAAGAAAAUCCAAAACCAAAAUGGAAGAGAGAACUGAAGAAUCUGUGUUAGUUUCCAGCCUAGAACAUUCUACUUCAGAUGGUGAACCUGGAAAAGAAGAAACAUGGGUUUCAUUUAAAAAAUUAAUACCUGGUCGUCGGAAGAAAAAGUCAGAUGGGAAGCCAGAACAAGCUUGUGUUGAGGAAGCUGGAGAAGAGAUGACAGAAACCAAUGAAGAAGACUCUGAUGUUCCAGCUGUUGUUCCUUUAUCUGAGUAUGAAGCAGCUGAACAAGAGAAAAUUGAGGCCCAACAAGCAACACAAACUGAGGCAAUAAGGGAAGAAACUUUAGAUGAAAAGAGAGCUGAAAAAUUAGAAGAUACCUUAAUUAUUGAGCAAUUUAAUGAAGGACUGGUUCAUGCAGUUACUGUGACUGUUGUAGAGGGGGAGAGAGCAGUUACCAGUAUUGAAGAAAGGUCACCAUCUUGGAUAUCUGCUACUGUGACAGAGUCCAUUGAACAGGAAAAAGAUGAUGAAGAACAAACUGAGCAGAUAUUUGAAACUGAAGUUGUUGUAGAAAAGACAGUGGUGGUUUCUAAAACUUUGCCAGAGUUGAGAAAGGACAUUAGUGAUGAUACUAUAGUAAGUGAGCUGGAGUUAACCUCAGAAGCAUUGACAGCACUGGAAGAGGCAACAGAAGUUUCCUGUGGUGAAGAAGCAACAGAAGUGUCCCUUGCAGAGGAGACAACUGAGAUGGUUUCUGCAGUGUCACAGUUAACUGAAUCCCCAGACACUACAGAAGAAGUUACACCUGUACAGGAGAUAGAAGGGACUGAGCAAAAUUUAGAAGAAUUAAAUAAACAAACACAGGAAAUUCUUGAGGAAGUUGUAGAAAGAGUGAAGCUAUCAGAUGAAGUACAGAUGAUUAGUGAAAGAACUGUGACUGGAGUCAUAAUUCAGUCAGUGCAGAAAAUUGGAUCUGAAAUGAAAGAUGAAGUUACAGUCCUAUGCAAAGAAACUGAGUUGGUUGAACAGUCCUUAAAGAAAGAAGAACCUGAAGAGGCUGACAUUCAACACAUAGAAAGUGCAGGAACGGUUCGAGGCAAAAAUGAAGCUGACGAAAGCGUUCUACAGGAAGUGUCAGAGAUGAGUGAAAAGUGUGCAGUGAUGAAGGAACACACAGAAGAAGCUAAAAGUCUGGAUAGAUUGGCAGAUGAAAGUCAAUGGCAAGAAACUGAACAAGCAUUUAUAGAAAGACAUGAAAAAACGUCUGAAGUAGAAAGGAUUCUAGAGAAAUGUAAAUUGAAAGAGGAGGAAUGUUACAGUAGUGUCACAAUAACUACCAAGGCAGAGCAUGAAGUGAAAGCUGAGUAUGUUACAGUAGUAAAACAACAAGAAAUUUCAACUGAAGAGGCCAAAGUGAAUUUAAAAGUAAUAAUUCCAGGUGAAAUCACAGAUGAAGGUGCUCCAGAAGUGGAUGGAUCUGAAAGUGAAACACAUGAAGCAAAGCUUGAGCUGUCCCAGGAAUUUAAGCAAGUGGUGGACAUGGUGCCUAACUUAGAAUCAAAAUGCAUGAAAGUAACUGUAACAGAAGCCCCUUUGCAGAAUGAGACAGAAGAUGCCAUGCUCUCUUUGGAAUCAAAACGUACAGAAGCAACUGCAGCUCAGUCCCCCAUACAGAGUCAGGGGACUGACAUCCCAGUGCAGAGUGAAAGGGAACAUGCCAGGGAGGCCUUAGAACCAAGAUGUACAGAAGCACUUGUAGAUGAGGCCCCUGGGCAGAGUGGGGUAACUGAGGUUCCUGAGAAGAAAGAGGUGGAAGAUGCCAUGCUUAUCUUAGAAUCAGAAUGCACUGAAGCAGUUGCAACUGAAGCUCCAGUGCAGAGUGAUGUGACUGAGGCCUCUGUGCAAAGUGAGGGGCAAGAUGCUAUGCUUACCUUGGAAUCAAAGGGCACUGAGGCCACCGUGCAGAGUGAGGUGGAAGGAAUUGCUACUGAGGGGUUGAUGCAGAGUGAGGUAACGGAGGCUCCUGUGAAGAAAGAGGUGGAAGGUGCCGUGCUUAUCUUAGAAGCAGAAUGCACUGAAACAGUUUCAUCUGAGGCUCCAAUGCAGAGUGAUGUGACUGAGGCCGCUGUGCAGAGUGGGGUGGAAGAUGCUGCGCGUAUUGUGGAAAAAGAAUGCACAGAAGCACUUGCAACUGAGGCUCCCAGGCAAACUGAGGUGCAAGAUGCCGUGCUUCUCUUGGAAUCGGAAUGCACAGAAGCAAUUGCUGCUGAGGUCACUGUGCAGAGUGAGGUAACUGAGGAGGCCACAGUGCAGAAUGAGGUGGACGAUUCCAUGCUUACCUUCGAAUCAAAAUGCACAGAAAUCACUGCAAUGGAGACCGCCAUGAAGAGUGAGGGAACUGAGAUCCCUAUGCAGAGUGAGAUGGAAGAUGCCCUGCUUUCCUUAGAAUCAAAAUGUCCAGAGGCAGUUGUAACUGGGGACGCCAUGCAGAGUGGGGUAACUGAGGCACCUGUGAAGAGAGAGGUAGAAGAUGCUGUGCUUACCUUAGAAUCAGAACGCACUGAAGCGGUUGCAACUGAGGCUCCCAUGCAGAAUGAUGUAGAAGAUGCGCCAUCUAACUUAGAAUCAGAAUACCCGGGGGCAGUUGUAAAUGGGGCCCCUCUACAGAGUGACAUACAUCCUAAAGAACUGCCUGUGUAUGGAAAGGGAGAUGAAGAGGAGCCCAUGGAAGCAAAACAAACACUUCUAUUGACUGUGACAAGUUCAAAUGACAAUCAGCAAGAGGAAACCAAGUUUGAGCUAAUGACGGAAGUGGAAAAAGAUUUGUUUGAACCUGGAAAAUUGGAACUUGCAAGCGGUGAUAAACUUUAUUCAACUCCAGUGCAGCAAGAGAUUUUAGCUGUGCAGCUGGAAGAUACUGGCUCACCCAUUCCUACUAUUGAAAGCUCUGAGGCUCAAAAAGCAUAUGUGCCUGUAACAGCUGCAGCAGUUGAAGAACAAAUCAUUGCAGAAACUGUAACAUCUAUGGAAACCUCAGCUGAAACUUUAGAGUCUUUAGCAGCAGUGCCUGAAAAACUAUUUUCUGAACUAGUCCAAGAUAUUACCAUUGCUCAUUCAGGAGUUGAGGCUGCAGACAGUAGGAGUGAAGAAACUGCAACACUGUCCGUAUCAGAGAUGACCGCUGCAAUGGUGGAUGGAAUGACUGAGGAAGCAACAAGCUGUACACAACCUGAUUUGGUCCAAAAAGAUUACGUGGAUGACGCAACCCAGGGGAAGGAGCAACAGAAGCCAGAGUGUAGGGAAGAAGCUGGGGAAAAAAUAGUUUCUCAAGAUAAAGAAAGCCCAUCUCUAACCCACGUAGAAUUCGUAAAAGAUGUUCAGUCUGUCACUAUAGAAUCUCAGAGUACAAAAAUUGUAUUAAAGAUCAUUCAGACUGUCGUUGAAAAACUUGAAAGAACAGAAGAGCCAGCUGCUGUGUGCAUGGCAUCUGAAUCAAAGCAGCAGAUUGAAUCAACAGACGGAAGUCAAAACGGUAUAAAUAGAGCUGAAGUUCAGGAAAGUGUACAGGCUCAUCAGCAGCUUCUCGUAAAAGGUGAAAAGACAAUAGAGGGUAAAGAACGAGAGUUCCAGCAACCAAGUACAGUCAAACAUACUAUUGUAACACAGUCUGCGGAGAAACAAGCUACUCUCGAACAAACAGAAGAUGUGCCAUUAACUUCUGAUAUGUCAAAAGAGGGAGAAAUUCAGGAUUCAGGAAAGAUUGUAGCUGUCCCUGAAGAUGUUUCAAGUGAAAGUUUAGGGGCUCAAAAAUCAGCGAUAGAUAUGAGUGUUUCAGAAGACUUAUCCAAAGAGACAAGAACAGACCAACCAAAGCUAAAGGAAAAAGAAGCGGGGCAGACUGUGGCCACCCAAGAGAAAUAUAUGGUUCAGCAAACACAUAUAGAAAGGAAGGAAGACAAACAUAGCCAACCAGUGGAAGACAUGAAGAGACACACAGAGGAAGAUGUAAAUAAUCAAGAAUAUGCAUCUUGUGGGAGUCCACAAUCAAAGUCAGAGCUCACCAAAUCUUGAGGCCCAAUCCGUUCUGUUAAAUGUGUGUGCUACAUUUGGAGAGACCAGAAUGUGAAGAAGGCAAGAGCAGAAAGUGGAAUCUGCUGAUUGGUCUGUAGACCAAUAUUUCUGAAUUGUGAGAUUAGACCAUCAAUAUCUGACGUCAUUCCUUGAGAGUAGCUGACAAUCCUGAGGCAAGAUCAGGAGCUUUAGUCAUCACCCUCUACUCUUUUCAAGACUUCUUUAUUUUUGUUUGAUGAAAUGAUUGAAAAAAGUGAUGUCUUUGAUUUAAAUGAUUUCCAUAGCCUAUUGGCAAUGCCCAGUUUCUAUUGUUCCAGAUUUCCCCCUUCUAACAUGCUUCCAAAACUGGAGUAUAAUUCUUGGUGUAUUUAUAUGUAUAUCAUAAACCCACUUCUGAUUUUAAUGUAUAUGUUCUCUAUCUUAUGUUAAAAAUACAAAAUGAUAUACAUUUGCAUCAUUAUAUGAGACUAAGUGCAUGUGACCAUGGUGAAGCACUGUGAGUGAGCUACAGCUGGCCACAAAUUAUCUUCAUGAAAUUUAGGCAGGUUUUCCACUUAGUGGAAGGGUGUAAGAACUGAUAUUUAAGGCAUUAUGCUAGUCGUUGUUCCUGCUUCCAUAAAAGAACAUUCAUGAUCGAACAAUUCCUACUUGGAAACCUACUGAUGUAAAUUAUUAGGCAGAAGUUAAUUUUGCAUCACUUCCUCUAUAGGAAGUGCACUAUAAUUUUAUUGAAAAAAUUUAAAGUUCACUUUAUUGCAAUUUGAUUUUUCUGACAGCACCUGGUGGAAGCUGGAAGUCUUUAAGAGUUACAAAUUUAUCCAUUUCAAAUUGUUCAGCAACCUUGAAAUGGCGAUUUCAAGAAAUUAUUGUGCUUAAAUCUCUGAGACAAAAUAUUUCAGCGUUAUGAAGAAAAGGAUUAACUGUUAUUAUUUUUGCAUUCUAAUGUUACCCUGUCUCCUGGACCACACAAAUGCCAUGAAAUGAGACGUUCUUUUUAAAAAAAUGUUUUGAUAGAUACUGGAUUAUGUCCGCUCCAUAUUUAUGCCCACUUCUUUUCAGAACAGUGUGUUUCAUUAUGCUCAUGUACAUUUGGCAGAUCGUGAUUUCUGAAAAUGAUUUAAAUAAAAUCUUUGCUUAUACUUCUCUCUGUUGGUUUUAAUUAAGACUUGGCAAACCUGGAUCAAAAUAUUUCUCAAUUUUGUCAGGUGUUAAGUUACAAGUGUAGAUCAGUGCAUACAUAAAACUGGGCAGGCUUGAAAUAUUAAAUAACUGAACAAUUAUUAAGUGUUCAAAGUAUUCUGUACCCGACCUUCUAGGCACAGAGCAAGCAUGGUGGGUCGUCAGUAGUUUUAGAUCUGGUUUCUAAAAUAAAUGUUAUACGUUGCACUUUGUGAACUUCACACCAUUCUGGUUGAGCAAGAUGUUGACCAAUAACUUCAUUAUCCUAUCUAUAUAGUAAUUUAUUUUAAAAUGAACUGUUUCCUUCUAGUGUACCAAAUGUUCUUGUUACGUCAGGUGCCUCCCAGUCUCUGGGGCUGCACAGAGUGCAAGCAAAGAAAUGUGACAGAUUACACUGUUGUGAUUGCACCAUCUGGUGGUGGUUUUCUGCAACUUGCAGCUUGUUACUCGUAUGUUAGCCAACUAAUUCACCUCUGGCAAGCAGAUAUGGGUUUCUCCUAAAAUGUGUAUAAAACAUCACAUCUUGCACGGCAUCUGCUAACAAAAUAUGGCCAUGUCUGCACUAUAAGAUUGCUCAUAUAGCCACAUUAUGCCUACGGGGGAGAGCUCUCCCGUUGACAUAAAACCUGCUUAACGAGUGGUGGUAGCUAUGUCAGUGGGACAUAAUGCUGUGUACCCAAGUGUUUAUGCCGGCGAAGCUUAUGUCACUCAGGGAUGUGGGUUUUUUUCCACACCCCAGAGCGUCAAAAGUUUUCCCGACAUGAGUGCUAGUGUAGACAUGCCUUAGUCUUGAGGCGAAAAGUGACAGGAUCCUUGUGCUGUAACUGCUAAAUGAGAAUUCCAAAUAUCAGAUUGUUAGUUUGAGCAUAUUCCCACUGUAUUUGGCAUAAACCAUCUCAUCACAAAGUAUUGGAGCAGGGAGAUAUUGGUCAUCAGGAGUUAGAAACACAAAGUAAUUUCUGCAGAAAUAUCCAGUUAUGUGAAGUGUUUAUAGCUAUCUUCUGAACAUUUUAGGGUACAUGAGAAAAUGGAGGGUUGAAUGUAUUUUUGUUAAAAAAAAUUAGUUUACAAUUCUUCUCUUUUCUUCAUUUUACCAUCUCUCCCCUCACUCCCUUGCUACUCUCUGUAACAGCACUCAAAGUGCUUAGCCCAGGAACAAUGUUUAAAAAAAAAAAAUUAGAGAAAUUUUAGCAGAAGUCUUUUUUCCCUUGAUGGUUUUAACUGUAGUUGAAUAUCACUUCAAUCCUAAAAUUGGGAAACUAUUCUGAAUUAAGAGCAGGUCUCUAGUAACUUGUACUACAGGCAGAUGCUGCUGCAGUAAAACAUUUAACCCGGGACACCUUAACCCUAAAGAACAACCUAGUGCUCAGAACCUUGGAAUCCCUUCUUUCAGCUCACUCAUAUUUUAACAGAAGUUAGUCGUGCAUGUGAGACUCGAGGCUUUAUAUAAAUGUUUCUCCAAGACACUUUGAUACUGUACUUAAAAUGAAUUAGGAUCUUCACUCUGCUAUGAUUUUACCUGACAUAAUGCACACGCACGCUGUGUGUGUGUGUGUGUGUGUGUGUAACAUUGAAAGGAGAGGUUGGUAUAAUUAACGGAUGGAACUCUGGGGAUGCCCAGAAAAAAGCAGUGUCCUUUAGCUCUCUAAAAAGUCAGUAUUCUCCUACAAAGAACAUGGCAGGAAGGGCCUUAUUUUUGGCCCAAUUAUAAAUGACACCAAUCUGCAUUGUCACCAGUGCAACUUGCUAGAGUACUCCCAUGAGUGCAGAAUAUAAAGAUUUUUCUUAACUCACAGAAAAAUAUAUAAAAGUUAAAAAAUGUGAUCUCAACCAAUCCAGUCUCUUUCCUACCCCUUAUCUUUGGGCAUGAAUUACAAAAGUAAUUCUGACAAUGGCUGUCAGUUCCCAGAGUUUAUGUUGCUUGCGUUAUUUGUGCUUUUUAUAACACCAUGCAAAUGUGAAAUCGGUUACGUUUGUACAAAAUUAUAUACCUAUGUACGUUAAGCCAUAUUGCAAUAACUGCAACAGGUAAAACAAAAUAACAAUAGCAUGACCUGUGUAACCCUUUGUAGUUCCAAAGCUGUUAAUAAUAUGUAAAGUUAUUUCUUGUCUAAAUCUCAUUUAAAGAAAGCUAGCGUUUCACAAUGGAAAUGGUCUGUUGGUAGAAGCGGAGAAGCAAGUGCUUAAAUCUUGCUUGUUUUUUAUAUUAAUCCUGGGCCUAGCUAAGCAAUGCAACAAAUGUGAACUGUAUAACCAAUGUUUCUCCUUGUUACAGACAUCUAUAAAAUAGGGCACCAUUAAGACCUUCCUAAUGGUGCAAGGAACAUCUCUCUACACACAGAUACUACUUUGUUCCAGCCAAUUGCUUUGGCCCCUGAAAUACUCAGGCUGCAACCUGUAGCUUGUGCUUAAACUCCAAGCUUGCAGCUUCCUCUAAUCCAAUGUACUGGGUUUAAAAAAAUGUUGAUUUUCUAUUUUCUGUUUUUAAGGUAGAUUUUCACUGACUAAAUAAAGUACAACCACAAGUUCAUUCUAA
Messenger RNA from Chrysemys picta bellii (western painted turtle), 10445 nucleotides. RefSeq names its product A-kinase anchoring protein 12 (gene AKAP12). Gene Ontology annotation, cellular component: cytoplasm. NCBI's taxonomy places the organism in Eukaryota, Metazoa, Chordata, Testudines, Emydidae. Gene Ontology annotation, biological process: regulation of protein kinase C signaling; signal transduction. The record is from RefSeq and is a predicted model, not a curated record. Gene Ontology annotation, molecular function: protein kinase A binding; calmodulin binding.